Hipposideros armiger (great roundleaf bat) is the source of this 2051-nucleotide messenger RNA. It is a transcript of the gene VWC2, whose product is annotated as von Willebrand factor C domain containing 2. The record is from RefSeq and is a predicted model, not a curated record. NCBI's taxonomy places the organism in Eukaryota, Metazoa, Chordata, Mammalia, Chiroptera, Hipposideridae. Gene Ontology annotation, cellular component: AMPA glutamate receptor complex. The coding region runs from base 914 to 1942 and encodes 342 amino acids. The transcript is spliced from 5 exons. Gene Ontology annotation, biological process: negative regulation of BMP signaling pathway. Gene Ontology annotation, molecular function: protein binding.
GCCAAAUUGGGGGUGGAGGGCGUGGAAGGGAGGUGGAGAGCGGCAGGGCUGCCCGCACCCUGCGGUGACGAGGGUUCUCUCAGCCCCUUUGGGCGACAGAAACUUUGGAAUCGGAGAGGCUUCCCGAGACCGGGAGAGUCGGAGGGACUCGCCCCCGCCCUGCGCCUCCCACCCACGGCCUCCCCUGCUGCACACAGUAGCGCUGCCCGGGGCUUCUCUGCCCCGCCGUCCCCACCCCCUCCUGGGGAAAGCGAUCAGGAGACCGAGCGCGGAGCCCGGCGGGGGCCUCUCCGCGCCUCGAGUCACUGGGCGUCGGGGUGGGCGCGGUGGCCGGCGGAGGGGCCGAGCCUCCGGGAUCCUCGCCCCGCCACCAGGGGUGGUCAGGGGCGGCCUUCUGGGCAGUGGGGCCUGGGGCGGCGGGCGGGAAGCCGCGCCUGCUCCCUGCGCUGGAAACAUUUAAAAAGUUGUUGGAAAUGAAUAAUGGGGUCCUAGGAGCAGCUUUGUUUAACCCUCUCUCGUCCCUUCCUCCCAAACCCCGGGGGCAAGCGAGGGAGGGCUUCCCGCUGAGCUCCCAGCGCGGUGGUCAGGCUCCGACUCCACUGCGGAAUUCUCCGUUUAGUAACCUUUGGGAAGAGCGGCCGGGGCCGAGGGAGGGGCGCCGUGGGCUCCUGAAUUACGUGGCUCCCCCCGAGGUGUUCGGGGCGCGGGGGCUGGUCCGGCUCGCCCGCGGCGUGUCCGCGGCUCCCGCCGCUCCUCAGGACCGCGCGAGAAGCACUGCGGGCCGGGGUUUUUCUGGAACUUCGCUUCCACGGACGGCGGCUCCCGGCCGGCGGCGGCGCGCCCCAGGGCUGUGAAUGCAACUCGCCUCUCCGCCGCGCUCCCCGCCCGCCCGCCCGCCGGGACGCGGUAGGGGAUGCCCAGCUCCGCCGCGAUGGCAGUUGGCGCGCUGUCCAGUUCCCUUCUGGUCACCUGCUGCCUGAUGGUGGCUCUGUGCAGCCCGAGCCUCCCGCUGGAGAAGCUGGCCCAGGCGCCAGAGCAGCCCGGCCAGGAGAAGCGCGACCACGCGUCUCGGGACGGCCCGGGGCGGGUGAGCGAGCUCGGGCGCCCCGCAAGGGACGCGGGCGCCGGCGGCCGGGACUGGAAGAGCAAGGGCAGCCGCGCGCUCGCCGGCCGGGAGGCGUGGAGCAGGCAGAAGCAGGCCUGGGCUGCUCAGAGCGAGGGCGCCAAGGCCAGGGACCCGCCGGCCCCGCCCCGCGGGGACACCCCGCAGGGGGAGCCCCCGGCCGCCGCCGCCCAGGACGCGUCUGGGCCGGACUUCGCGCCGGCGACCGAACCUCCGGAGGAGUACGCGUACCCGGACUACCGCGGCAAGGGCUGCGUGGACGAGAGCGGCUUCGUGUACGCCAUCGGAGAGAAGUUCGCGCCGGGCCCGUCGGCCUGCCCGUGCCUGUGCACCGAGGAGGGGCCGCUGUGCGCGCAGCCCGAGUGCCCGCGGCUGCACCCGCGCUGCAUCCACGUCGACACCAGCCAGUGCUGCCCGCAGUGCAAGGAGAGGAAGAACUACUGCGAGUUCCGGGGCAAGACCUACCAGACUCUGGAGGAGUUCGUGGUGUCUCCAUGCGAGAGGUGCCGCUGCGAGGCCAACGGGGAGGUGCUGUGCACGGUGUCCGCGUGUCCCCAGACGGAGUGUGUGGACCCUGUGUACGAGCCCGAGCAGUGCUGCCCCAUCUGCAAAAAUGAAUCGCAGGGGUCCUCGGUUCUCAGGGAUGACUGUCCCAGAUGUGACGCCGAAACGUGCCGAGACCGGGCUUCUCUAAGUGUGGUCCCCGGCCAGCAGCGUCAGCGUCUCCUGGGAGCUCUUACCUGGCCAGUUCUCUGGCCUCAUCGCAAAGCAGCAGUUCCAGGGGCUGGUCAGCGGCCACGCCUCAGGAGCCUCCAGUGAUCUCCGAGGCCUGCUCCACGAGGUCCAAACUGCUUCGCAGAGACGGCUGUCAUCCCAGCUGGACGAGAAGUGAAAACGGACGAGUGCACCAUCUGCCACUGCACCUACG